UGGUCAGUCUGGUGUUUCGUUUAAGAUUAAUUUUGAACAUCAGACCUCCCAGGCUGUUUGGCUUUUGUUCCUGCCAACACUUAAGAGUUUUGUCUUUCAUUCUGUCACUCUUCUACACCUGUAUGAGGUGAAGUAAAUUACCAAGUUACACAAUUUACGGGUUCUUUUGGUAUAGUUUUAAUAGUAGCUUGGCUCAAAACUCCGUUUUAAUUUGUUCGAUUGUAGUUAUUUUAACCAGAAUUUUACACUUUAUCAUUAACUUCUCUUUUACCUCAGCACCCUGUGUUAGAGCCGCAUAUAUCCACAGAUUUUUCAGUUAGUUUGCACUCCGUCAAAAACCUUUAAACCUAAGUUUUACACAAAAAUAUAUUUAGGCAAGGAUUGCCACACACACACACUGAACUGCUUCCAGCAGUGGUUUUUGAUUCAGAGGAGGUGAGAGACUCAAAAGCCAAGAGGUCACACGCCUUUCUGCGGCCGAGUGAGUGUCAAGGUAUGAGGAUCGGUUCUCCCAAUGUCCUCUUUGUCUAGGGAGGUGAUAGACUCAAUACCAAGAGGGCAAACGGUACUGCGAUCAAGUGAGUGUCAAGGAGUGAGGGUCCGACUACCGAUGUCCCCACGUCUGGGGAGGCGAUAGACUCACGCCAAGAGGUCAAGCGCCAUACAGCAACCGAGUGAGUGUCAAAAUAGGAGGAUCUGCUCUACCAGUGUCCCCUGGGCCUACUGCCACAGAUUCAGUGAAAACACAAAUCACGCCGAUAAAGGGUUCCUUACACACUGCCCGUAUUGUCUGAUGUGGUCUACAGUGGGGGACAUGGGGUACCGCUAUCCACCGCGCCGGGGAGGCAGAGGGCUCUGUUUCUACCUGGGUGUGGCCCAGGCCCGAGUCGACGGUUUGAGAGUAUUUCCACUUUUAGUCCCGUAGAACUGGGAAAUCUUGCUAACCUUCUCUCAACCCCUCUGGUCUCCCUUUUACAACAGACUCAGAGUCAGUGUCCUCUGGUAGCCAAUUCAAAUUAUGCCCGUUUUUAUUGUUUUGCACUAUCACCAACCACAAUGUCCCCACAGAACUGUGCCUGGAGACCCCCGUGCAAUGGGCGUGAGCCCCGAGGGUUUAAUUCACUUCAGAGCACAGGAACCACCCCACAGCUGAUGUGAAAAACAAUAAAGAUGAAAAUAUGUCCCUGUGUCCUUAUUUCCUCUUCACUUAUUCUCUUAACUUCUUUUUUAUUCUUCUUUAUUCAUCUUCUUUAUUCUUCUUCUCUAUAGACGAGUCCCUGACUCCCUUGGGUCCCCGACCCCACAUCCCAGGCCAGACGUCUUCGGUGAUACGCACCGGCGGUCUCAGACCAACCUAGUCCCUGACCAGGGCUUUUCUAAAAUUUACAGGCGUGUAAAGUCCCAGGUCUACCUAGUCCCAGACUAGGAUUUUUGGAAAAAUUUUCGGACACCCGUCGUUUUUACAGAGGGCCGAUUCCCAGAAUCAUUUGAGUCCUUAUUGUAACCUGCCUCAGCUCUAACUGUUAGUGGAGAAACUGGGAGAUACAGAUAUUUUUCAUCAGUGUAUCAAUUCCCUCUUGGACCAGUAUCAGAAGGUUCUAGGUCGCUACAGGAGAAAGGGAGGCUUGACAACCUGCAAUGAGUGACGGAAUAAAGAACUUCACGCACUUCAAAGAUAAGUAUUUAAAUGAAUUGUAUUGAACAAGAAAUAGUUGUCGGAAAAUAAAUUAUAACAAAACAAUUCUUUCUGCUUUUCAGCUCUUCAAACAUGAAAUAUCAACCACGAUCCGCAAAUAAAUCAGUCUCUAUCUAAAUUUCAGUCUCUGGUUCUUUCCUUGGGUUGGCCCGCCACAACCACUGAGGUCCCGUGUUACCUUACAGACACAAGAUGAGUCCCCAGUAGAAGAUUUCUUCAAGGAAAGAUCGAGGACAGCAAAUGGAGAGUAUAACCAGAAGGCGCAGGUUAGCAUGGGUUGCCGCUGUCAGGCGAAAGAAUAUUACCUUCAAUCACAUAUCAGAGGGGAUGCGAGUAUGUUCCCUUCAUUUCCAUAAAGGACAACCAGCGUAUGAGAUGAUGGAGAGUGAUGCUGAUUGGGCUCCAUCGCUGCGUCUGGGACACACUGACAUCAAACCAACUGACUGUGCACGCUGUGAAAGACGAUGCAACCGUGAGCAGCUAAGAAACAACAUGCAGCAGGAGACCAUGCCUCAGCAGGAUGAACUUUGUGACCAUCAUGUCCUGGACAAUGCUGAGGUGCAUGCUGAUGGGACUGAAGAAUCCAUUACAGAUCAGACUGGUGAAGCACAAUCGCAUCCUGAACAGGAGAGUGAUACAUCGCAAUGCAGUGGCUGCAUCACGAAGAGUGGUGAAAUUAAUAGACUUCGAGAAGAAAAUCAAAAACUGAGGCAGCAACUUAAUAGGGUCAAGUUCAGCGAUGGAUUUUUUUCUGAAAAUGACACUGAUAAAGUAAGGCACUACACAGGACUGCCUAAUUAUCAAACAUACAUGGAAGUGCUGUCCUUUUUUAUGUCUGUCACCUCCUACAAAAAGACUCUGCUUACACCGUUCCAAAUGCUUCUUCUAACACUCAUGCGGCUGCGACUAGAUGUAUCUGUUUAUGUUCUUUCUGACCUGUUCCUUGUUUCAACAAGUACUGUGUAUAGAGUUUUCAAUGAUACUGUAUCACAUUUAUAUUCAUUCUUACGACAUUCUAUUAUAUGGCCAGACAGAGACACUUUGCGGAAAGUUAUGCCACAUCAGUUUGUUCAAUCGUUUGGCAACAGAGUUGCUGUUAUUAUUGAUUGCUUUGAAAUUUUCACUGAGAGACCUUCCAAUGUAAAAGCAUGUGCCCAGAUGUUUUCAAGUUACAAACACAACCACACCAUGAAGUAUCUUAUAGGAAUUACACCUAAAGGAGCCAUAUGUUUUUUGUCCAAAGGAUGGGGGGGCCGUACAAGUGACAAGCAUAUUACCCUGAAUAGUGGAUUUCUAAACAAACUGAUGCCAGGGGACAUUGUUUUGGCUGACAGAGGGUUUGACAUUCAGGAAAAUGUUGGAAUGUUGUGUGCAGAGGUUAAAGUCCCAGCUUUCACAAAAGGCAUGUCUCAGUUGGAUGCUAAAGACGUGGAGGAAACCAGGAAAAUAGCGCACCUUCGAAUCCAUGUUGAACGAGUGAUUGGAAAUGUGAACCAGAAGUAUAAGCUGUUGGCGGGAACAAUCCCAAUUUCGCUCAUACUGCCAUGUGAGGGCGAAGAUGUCACACUUUUGGAUAAGGUGGUUACAGUGUGUUGUGCUUUAACAAAUCUUUGCCCAACUGUUUGUAAGUAGUAUGUCACUGAUCAUUGAACAAACAGAAAUUGGUCUAGGCUAUAAAUGAUAGUGUUAAGUUAUUAAAUUUUUCCUUGUCAAGUG
Messenger RNA from Salarias fasciatus (jewelled blenny), 3412 nucleotides. RefSeq lists its product as uncharacterized. Lineage: Eukaryota; Metazoa; Chordata; Actinopteri; Blenniiformes; Blenniidae. The coding region runs from base 1937 to 3328 and encodes 463 amino acids. The record is from RefSeq and is a predicted model, not a curated record. The transcript has 3 exons.